Wallemia mellicola CBS 633.66 is the source of this 1750-nucleotide messenger RNA. Its product is annotated as ENTH-domain-containing protein. NCBI's taxonomy places the organism in Eukaryota, Fungi, Basidiomycota, Wallemiomycetes, Wallemiales, Wallemiaceae. Gene Ontology annotation, molecular function: phospholipid binding; clathrin binding. The transcript is spliced from 6 exons. Gene Ontology annotation, biological process: actin filament organization; endocytosis. Gene Ontology annotation, cellular component: endosome; clathrin vesicle coat; plasma membrane. The record is from RefSeq and is a predicted model, not a curated record. The coding region runs from base 39 to 1667 and encodes 542 amino acids.
GCCACCACCAUCAUUGCUUGGAUUUCAUAAAGCCUAUAAUGUCCAAUUUAGCUAGUAAAUCGAUGCGUGUAGUCAAGAACUACGCAAAAGGUUUCUCUGAUUCUCAAGCGAAAGUAAGAGAAGCGACUUCAAACGAUCCUUGGGGUCCAUCCGGUACACAAAUGAAUGAAUUAGCACAGCUGACUUAUAAUCAAAACGAUUUCGUUGAAAUUAUGGAAAUGCUUGACAAAAGAUUAAACGACAAAGGAAAGAAUUGGAGACACGUUUUUAAAUCACUCACUUUACUCGAUUACCUUCUACACGCGGGAUCAGAGAAUGUCGUUUAUUACUUUAAAGAUAAUGCUUAUAUUAUAAAAACACUCAAGGAAUUUCAACACGUGGACGAUGACGGUAGGGACCAGGGCGCUAACGUCAGGCAGAAAGCCAAGGAUAUUUCAAACUUACUCUCAGACGAUUCAAGGUUGCGCGAUCAGCGUAAAAAUAGAGCAUUCAUGCGCGAUAGAAUGACUAAAGGUGCUCCAGGUACUUAUGGUCCUGAUGAAGAUUACGAAUUGGGCGUAUCAGGGAAUAGACCAAGGUCACGCUCACUUCCACAGAGGAGACGACGUGAUGAGGACGAUGACCUUGCUCGCGCUUUAGAAGCUUCAAUGAGAAGUCAAGAGGAGGAGCAAAGGAAAUUGAGAACUGGUCAGAGUGAUGACGACUUGGCUAGAGCUUUAAAACUCUCACAAGAAGAGGAAGACAGGAAAAGAGCAGAAGAAGCUCGUCGUAAAGCUGAGCUCGACAAUGCAAACGCCAACGCACUCUUCGAUGAUUCAACUCAGAUAUGGUCACCAAAUGCCUACAACCAACCGCAGCAAGUGGACUUCUUCGGUAAUCCUAUACAAUCCCAACCUACAGGUGGCUUUGCAAUGGCAGAUUUGAGUUCACUUCAACCACAGAUGACAUCAUUCAACCCUUUCCAGCAACAACAGGAGGCGAUGGCGAUGCAGCAACAACAAAUGAUGUUACAACAACAACAACAAUUGGCUGCACAACAACAACAACAGCAACAGCAAGCUAUGUUGACAGGUAUGCUAUCGCCACAGCCAUUGCAAGAGCAGAAAACAGGAUAUAGAUCCAACAAUCCUUUUGCAACGCACUUAACUGGUAAUGCACCUGUACAAACUGAGCUUCCUCAAGCUUCACCUCAACCUGCUAUACCCGCAAACUUUGCACCAAGUCCAAGCCUGCACCAUCGACCAUCAAUGCCAAACUUACCAACGUCAACGAGUGCAGACUUUGGUAACUCACCUCCAAGGAACCCUGGCCUUAAUCUCAAGACCAAUGAUGCAAAACAUGAGAAUAUUUCUAAUGCAUUGGCAUCUGGAUCGGGAUUAGAUACUUUCGGUAAUGAAGGUUUACUUAGAAUUCCAACUGGUGCGGCAAAGUUUGCACCACAGAAGACGGGUGGUGCAUCACCGUUUGGAGCGUCAUUGCCUAGUGCAGUAACUGGAACAGGUGGUGGUAGCGCAUUCACUGGACAAGCGCAAUCAGCCUUUUCACAACCAGCAGCAAAUGUGCCGACGACUAACAAUAACCCAUGGACUGUAAAUAAUGCGUCUGGUCCAUUCGGUCAACCAGCUCAACAAAAGCCUCAAACAGAAACACCAUUUUUCACACUCUAAUGUUACUGUACUUAGGAGACAGAGAUUUAUGACAGCUUUACUUUGUAUGUAUACUCUUUAAAUAUAUAUUUGUUAUGUUUGAU